Molecule: messenger RNA, 2543 nt
Organism: Macroventuria anomochaeta
Lineage: Eukaryota; Fungi; Ascomycota; Dothideomycetes; Pleosporales; Didymellaceae
Product: cysteine proteinase
Exons: 4
Coding region: 280-2442 (720 amino acids)
Biological process (GO): protein deubiquitination
Cellular component (GO): nucleus; cytosol
Molecular function (GO): cysteine-type deubiquitinase activity; cysteine-type endopeptidase activity
Source: RefSeq, a predicted model, not a curated record
CCGGCCGACUCUCGUCUCGUGUGCGCUGGGCUGCUGAAUUGUGCCGUGCGUGUGCUCAUCUUGUCCACUGCUGCAUCGCUCCUUCCCCCAUGCUGCCCUCCGCACGUUCACGUCACCCGGGCCUCUUUACCCCAGCAUUCGUCGCUCGCGCUAUAACGGCAUAAGCCCGCGCCGCAUAUGCCCUGCGCCGCCUGAACGACCACUCCGUCCGCCUCGUCCGCCUCGUCCGCCUCGUCUGCCUCGCACUGUUCUGCGCGCCCGUCGCUGCGAGCUGCCACCAUGAGCUCGUUCUUCGGUCGCCUUAAGUCGGGCGCUGCCCCAGCCAGCCCAGCAACUGGCCACCCGGUUGCAAAGAAGGACCCCAACGCGCCAGAGCCCACGCCGCUGGAGAAGCUCUUGGCGAACGCCGGGCCUCUGCGCGGCGACGGCAGCGACAAGUUCUUCGGCUUCGAGAAUUUUGGAAGUACCUGCUACUGCAACUCAGUCGUGCAGUGUCUCUACUACUCGGUGCCCUUUCGAGAACAAGUCAUCAACUUCCCCGCCCGCUCCGCCCCCGAAACCCUCGAACGCCCCCAGUCUCUCCCACGCAUCAACACAAACCUCCAGAAUGGCCCACAGUCAGCACUCUCGCCAACAGGGCGGAACUCGCUGUCGAGUCCCACUGUGAGGACACCAGGGAAGCCAGCCACCACACCCGGCGCCCCCGGGCAACCCCCUAAGCCUGAAGAUAACAAGGACUCACCCGAGUACAAGAAGAAGCAGGCGCUGGCUGCAGGGCCCGUGCUGACCAUGGACUACGAGAACUCCAAGUCGUACGGCAUGUCAGAGUCGCUAUUCACAUCAUUAAAGGACAUAUUCGAGGCGGUAAUCGCGAACAGGUCACGCAUGGGCGUGGUCAGUCCACACAAAUUCCUCGAGAUUCUGCGCCGCGACAACGAGAUGUUCCGUACGCCGAUGCACCAGGACGCGCACGAGUUCCUGAACCUGCUGCUGAACGAAGUCGUGGAGAACGUAGAGACAUUCUCCAAGUCACGGAUAACAGAAGUCGGUGGGACAGAGCAGAAUGGCGUAGUUGCACCAGCAACAAACAACAACACCAACACUGGCUGGGUACACGAACUCUUCGAGGGUACGCUAACAUCUGAGACACGAUGUCUGACGUGCGAGAACACCUCCCAACGAGACGAGGCGUUCCUGGAUUUGUCCGUUGAUCUUGAGCAGCACUCAUCAGUAACCAGUUGCUUACGGAAGUUUUCUGAGGAAGAGAUGUUGUGCGAGCGCAACAAGUUCCACUGUGACAACUGCGGAGGCUUGCAAGAAGCAGAAAAGAGGAUGAAGAUCAAACGGUUACCGAAGAUCUUAGCGUUGCACUUAAAACGUUUCAAGUAUACGGAGGAUCUGCAACGCCUACAGAAGCUCUUCCACCGCGUCGUAUACCCGUACUAUCUCCGAUUAUUCAACACCACAGACGACGCAGAAGACCCUGACAGGUUAUACGAGCUGUACGCCGUCGUUGUCCACAUUGGUGGCGGUCCCUACCACGGCCACUAUGUUUCGAUCAUCAAGACUCAAGACCGUGGCUGGCUCCUCUUCGACGACGAAAUGGUCGAACCUGUCGAUAAAGCCUACGUACGGAACUUCUUCGGUGGCGAAAACGCCCUUGCAUGUGCUUACGUCCUCUUCUACCAGGAGACAACUGAGGAAGCCAUGAUGAAAGAGCAGGAGGCCGACGCCCGCGAAGCGGCUGCGAAGCAAGCCUCAGAACUCAACCCCGAAGCUGUCGCCGUCGGCGCCACAACACCGAAGACGAAUGGCGCAAUGAACGGCGUCGGUCACGCACAUCAUCUGUCAACAGCACAGACGCCGACGAUAGAAGAGGAAGAUCAGUUUGCAAGCCUCAACCACGCUGCAACCGCGCCUGCACUCAAUCCAAACGAACACGCCCACCCCGUCGAACACGUCAGCACCAACAUCCCUGUCCUCGGCGCAAAGAAGAGCAACGCAGGAUUGGGUCUGUUCGGCAAGAAGAACAAAGCCGAAGAGAAAGAGCGCAAAGCCGCCGAAAAGGAGCUGGAAGCACAAGCCAAGCAAAAACGGAAAGAAAUGGAACAACAACGGCGCAACAACUAUAAGAGGCAGGAAGAAGAAUUGCAGGCCGCGCUCGCAGCAAGUAAAGAGACUGCAGCUGAAGAGAACAAGAAGCGCGGCACCGAGGACACGUCCGCUGCUCCGGGUACACCAAGAGACGCCAACGGCGUCGGCAGCUUGAGCAAGGCAUCUGGACUUAGUAGAUUCAGACAUAGCAGCAUGAGUCUCAAGGGCAAGCCCAAGUUCUGGGGGAGCAAGGAUAAGGGGGAUGGUAAUGGCGAUGAGGCGGCUGGGAAUGGAGAGGAUCCGAAGGGUCAUGGAUUGGGUAGAAAGAAGAGCGUGUUCAAGUUCUGAGCAGGCAUCGCAUCGCAACAGGAUUGACUUUGGUGGGAAUGAAGGGGGGUUGGGAGGACGAGUGACGUAGAGAUGCCGAUAGGGUUGUAUAUCCCAGCAAG